AUGGCACGACGGUACUCGCCGCCCGACUCGCCUCUCUCAUCAAUGGGUUCCGGUUCCGAGGCCUACGACGAGGAUGGCCAUGAAGAAGACGACGGCUCCCUCCGCCCGUCCAAGCGGCAGAGAGUCGAUGCGCAAUCCAACACGUCGUCUGCUGUGGUCCCCGAGGUCGAGCACGAGGCCGUGCCCGUUCCAGAUACCCUCGAAGGCAUGUCGGACGUGUCCUCGGACACCUCGGGCGACAUCCCCAGCUCGCCCGUGAAUGCACGCCUCGAGGAAGACGACUUCCAGGACCAGGUGACUGUCUGCGACUGGGACGGCUGCCCCGCCGGCGACCAGGGCGACAUGGACAAGCUGGUUGAGCACAUCCACAACUCGCACAUUGAGAAUCGGCAGAAGAAGUACACGUGCGAGUGGAAGACGUGCAGCAGGAAGGGUCUUCCUCAUGCCAGCGGAUACGCGCUCAAGGCGCACAUGCGCAGCCACACCAGGGAAAAGCCCUUCUAUUGUUACCUGCCUGAGUGCGACCGCUCCUUCACGAGGUCCGACGCCCUGGCCAAGCACAUGCGAACCGUCCACGAGACCGAGGCCCUGCGGCCUUCGGACCCAGUGCCCAAGUCGAUGCAGUCCGGCACGGCUGGCAAGUCGAACAAGCUCAAGAUUAUAAUCAAGACGCCGCAGUCACACGGCGGUACCGGCGACGACGAAGCCGGCGACGCCGUGAACGGCGAGUCUGCCAACUCGGACUUCUUUACCGCCCUGCCCAACGACCUGUUUUCGUCGGAGGAGCUCUCCUUCCCCGUGGACAAGCUGUACCGCAAGUGCUACUGGGAGUCGAAAUGGGCCGACGAGGUCGGCGAGGCCCUCCGCAAGGAGUGCAAGGAGUGGGAAAGGGUCUACUACAAGGAGUGGCUGGAGAAGGAAGUGCUGCUGUCCCAAGUCAUCAAGAGCGAAAUUGACUGGCACGGCCGACGUCAGGCCAUCCUCGACGGGACCGCCGACGUUCAGGUCCCUGGCGUCGUGGAAUCCAAGAACGGCGAGCAGACCAACGGCCAUGGAAAGGGGGGAGCCAUGCCCUCCAAGAAGGCACAGGCCGUCAGGUCAUGA
Metarhizium album ARSEF 1941 is the source of this 1104-nucleotide messenger RNA. Its product is annotated as Zinc finger, C2H2-type/integrase, DNA-binding protein. The coding region runs from base 1 to 1104 and encodes 367 amino acids. Gene Ontology annotation, cellular component: nucleus. The transcript has 2 exons. The record is from RefSeq and is a predicted model, not a curated record. Gene Ontology annotation, biological process: regulation of transcription by RNA polymerase II. NCBI's taxonomy places the organism in Eukaryota, Fungi, Ascomycota, Sordariomycetes, Hypocreales, Clavicipitaceae. Gene Ontology annotation, molecular function: DNA-binding transcription factor activity, RNA polymerase II-specific; RNA polymerase II cis-regulatory region sequence-specific DNA binding.